Messenger RNA from Cynoglossus semilaevis (tongue sole), 2815 nucleotides. RefSeq lists its product as uncharacterized. Bases 25 to 699 code for a protein of 224 amino acids. Lineage: Eukaryota; Metazoa; Chordata; Actinopteri; Pleuronectiformes; Cynoglossidae. The transcript has 3 exons. The record is from RefSeq and is a predicted model, not a curated record.
GGUGAUUACACGAAAACAAAAACCAUGUUUUCGUGCAACACCAGUGCCAUAAAGGACUGGAGCUAUUUCCUCUCUCAGAUUUUGCCUCUGAUGAACAAAACAACGGGCUUGGUGAAAGCGGAGGCUGUGACCAGCACCAUGGUCACAGCUCUGCAGCCGGACAGCGCCAUGAGCGCCAGUAAACCGCCGCUCAACUCCAACCAUACCUCCGGAAUGGAGCACGUCUUCCAGUAUUCUUACUCAGAGAGUGACCUGCUGUACACAGACUACAGGACACCUGUGAGGGACUCCAUGCCUCUGCCUAAAGCCGUUCUUUACCUGGUCAUGGCAGCGCUGGUGGUGGUAGCAGUGGCGUACGCGAUAGUGGGGCACCUGGUCAAAGAUGUGGUCAAUGACUUUGUGGUCGGUGGUGGCAGGCCGAUGGUUACAGAAGGUGACGGCGGUGAAAGCAGUGAACCAAACUGGCUCCAGGGCUCUCAGCGAUAUUCCCACCGUAACAAUAGCGACAUCAACUGCAUCACCACUGGUAAGAUGGAGGCCGGCGACCUGGGAGAGAGGCCACGGCUGAUGGAGAUGAGCUACAUAUCCUUGAAACACACCUCCAACUGUCUGAGCUCCACCAGACCGGAGGAGAUAGUGGUCACCAUAGACGAGGUUCUACCAGACCAACCACCAGACACUCACUCAGCUGGGACCUAACAUGAAAAAAAAGAAACAAAAACCCCCAAACAUUUGCAUGCAUUUCUAGUGGAGUUAAAAGGUGGAUCUGUCGUGGGUUGAAGUUCAGUCUACAGUUUCAUCACCUGCAUGUGCUGACCUUAAAGGGACAGUUGAAUUUUGAGCCUGUGCUGGAAUGACGGAGGACUCGUCUUCUGGUGUUAGGACUCAACCCUGCAGUACUGACUGUUAACGGAAGCUGCUAAUAAUUUCGAGUGAUCUGUUAAAACCUGUGGGAAACUGUGACAUAUAAGUAUUUUUUUAUAUCCUACGUAACACUGUUGUAUGCAGCUCACUGUGGUCACAUUAUAGGGACAUGUUAAAAGUACAUUUCAUAGUAUUUGCGGGUAUUGUGUUAUGUACUCAAUUGUUAAAUUGGAUAAACUUUUUUUGGACUUUCUUGCCAUGAAUUUGCAGAGUCCAGGGCUUAACCAAACUAUCAAACACUACUUAUUACUCAUCGCUACAGCGCCCUCUACUUGAACCAUUAAAUAUCCAUUCAAAUUAAAUGUUAUUUUGAGUGUUGUGGCUCAUGUUUUUGUAAAAAAUCUUACCUACUGUAAAAUGUAGAAUCGAUAUCUUUACAAGUGGCAGUAUUUGGCAAUACUUUACAGGGGCCAAAUUAUCCAAUUUGUUUUUGUUAAAAUGUACCCGACGUUCUACCCGACGUGUUGAUUUGACAUUGUUGUUAGAAGCAAAAACAGGAUAAAUACUUCAACAGUGCGUCAUCUGUAAGCAUAACACGUUUUUCUUUGAACUGAAAUUUGAAAGAUUGUUGUCAAUUUGUCACUUUGUAACAAGGUGGACAAGUGAAUGGAACAUAAUCUACCUAAUCAGUCUACCAUCACUAUCAGUUUUUUGCAUCUUAUCCUGAUCACUACAACAUUCAGAACAAGUAAGAACCACAUUCGCAGAGCCUCCACAGAGCAGCCUGUUAACACAACAAUAAAGUUCAUAGAAAAAAAAAAAUAUAUACAUAUAUAAGAAUAGCCCUGAUUGCAAAGCAUGUAUGCAUAAUCUCAAAGAAUUAUCAACGUCCAUUAUGUCAGAGACGUGUGCACAUUUUUAUAAUAGACCUGUUAGGAGUUCACAAAAAGUGUUCAGUGGUGUCUUGUUUGUAAGUCAGUGUGUUUAAGCACCAACAGAGCUCUGACUGCAAAAAUCCAAUAUGGAAGUAAAAAAUAGAAGCCCAUUGUUGUUGUGGGAAAAUAAGUUAAUAUUUUUAGUUGUUAAAGAUUUUUGGUUUCUCAGAAUCCAAACACAGCACUUUGAAGCUAAAGUGUAACAACUUUUACGUUAAAGUCUCUGUUUACCUUUAUUACCUCACUGUUAAGGGCUACUGACAUAGGGAGACCGUUUAUAAGAAAUGGACAAGACAUGGCUUUGGCUGUAAAUUCAUAGUCAGUGGGAGAAUGAAGCCUUGUGAGUUGGCAAUAAACAUUUUUAUUUUGUUGUUUUUGAUGUCAAUCAAUAGAUUCAGGUGAUUUUCUAUAUUUAGAACAUGGUAUUAUUUUAGUAAUAUAAUAAAGAUAUUAGUCCCUUUGUUAUGCAAGUCCUAAGGCUUUAAAGUCAACCCCUGCCUCCAUUUCUUAUACUCAGUCUUUGAUUUUACCUCUCACAGCUGCAUUUAUGCAGGAGUUUGUACUGAGGCUGGGGUUGUAAACACAGCUGCUGAAAAUUAGUGGACAUUAAACUCUAGGGUGGGAAGUCAAGUUAAAAAAAAAAAGGAAGACAACGUCCUUCAAAAUGUGUCUACUUCUGCAACAAAGUGUUUUAACGUGAAAAGUUCUGUUUCAUGAAUAAUUUUUCACCACACUGUUGCUGUUAUCAACUUUUCUCUCCAAUAAAUAAUCAUAAGUGAAAGUUUGAUAGUUUAAUGAGUAUUCAUAUAAAGUAUAAAUGAGAAGUAAGAGGUUUGUAGGUUGUGUAAGGAAUCAGGAUAUUUCUGUUUGUUGUUUUAGUGAGAUGUCUUUUCUGUAAAAAGACUUGUGUUUUCAUGUAAAUAUCUAUUUAACUACGAGUCACUUAUGGCAGGUCAAUACAGAUAAUAUAUAUAUAUAUAUAUAUAUAUAUAUAUAAUCUUUAUACAUCUUAUUUA